Molecule: messenger RNA, 4038 nt
Organism: Eptesicus fuscus (big brown bat)
Lineage: Eukaryota; Metazoa; Chordata; Mammalia; Chiroptera; Vespertilionidae
Gene: COPS2
Product: COP9 signalosome subunit 2
Exons: 13
Coding region: 30-1382 (450 amino acids)
Biological process (GO): protein deneddylation
Cellular component (GO): COP9 signalosome
Molecular function (GO): protein binding
Source: RefSeq, a predicted model, not a curated record
CUCCUCCCCCUCCCCCUUUCCCGGCCAAGAUGUCUGACAUGGAAGAUGAUUUCAUGUGCGAUGAUGAGGAGGACUACGACCUGGAAUACUCUGAAGAUAGUAACUCCGAGCCAAAUGUGGAUUUGGAAAAUCAGUACUAUAAUUCCAAAGCGUUAAAGGAAGAUGACCCAAAAGCAGCAUUAAGCAGUUUCCAGAAGGUUUUGGAACUUGAAGGUGAAAAGGGAGAAUGGGGCUUUAAAGCACUGAAACAAAUGAUUAAGAUUAACUUCAAGUUGACAAACUUUCCAGAAAUGAUGAACAGAUAUAAACAACUAUUGACCUAUAUUCGAAGUGCAGUCACAAGAAAUUAUUCUGAAAAAUCCAUUAAUUCUAUCCUUGAUUAUAUCUCCACUUCUAAACAGAAUUCUGAUUUUUUAUGUCAGAUGGAUUUACUGCAGGAAUUCUAUGAAACAACACUGGAAGCUUUAAAAGAUGCUAAGAAUGAUAGACUAUGGUUUAAAACAAACACAAAGCUUGGAAAAUUGUAUUUAGAACGGGAGGAAUAUGGAAAGCUUCAAAAAAUUUUACGCCAGUUACAUCAGUCCUGCCAGACUGAUGAUGGAGAAGAUGACCUGAAAAAGGGUACACAGUUAUUAGAAAUAUAUGCUUUGGAAAUUCAAAUGUACACAGCACAGAAAAAUAACAAAAAACUUAAAGCACUCUAUGAACAGUCACUUCACAUCAAGUCUGCCAUCCCUCACCCAUUGAUCAUGGGAGUCAUCAGAGAAUGUGGCGGUAAAAUGCAUUUGCGGGAAGGUGAAUUUGAAAAGGCGCACACUGAUUUUUUUGAAGCCUUCAAGAAUUAUGAUGAAUCAGGAAGUCCAAGAAGAACCACUUGUUUAAAAUAUUUGGUCUUAGCAAAUAUGCUAAUGAAAUCGGGAAUAAAUCCAUUUGACUCACAGGAGGCCAAACCGUACAAAAAUGAUCCAGAAAUUCUCGCAAUGACGAAUUUAGUAAGUGCCUAUCAGAAUAAUGAUAUCACUGAAUUUGAAAAGAUUCUGAAAACAAAUCACAGCAACAUCAUGGAUGAUCCUUUCAUUAGGGAACACAUUGAAGAGCUUUUGCGAAACAUCAGAACACAAGUCCUCAUAAAAUUAAUUAAGCCUUACACAAGAAUACAUAUUCCUUUUAUUUCUAAGGAGUUAAACAUAGAUGUAGCUGAUGUGGAGAGCUUGCUGGUGCAGUGCAUAUUGGAUAACACUAUUCAUGGCCGAAUUGAUCAAGUCAACCAGCUCCUUGAACUGGAUCAUCAGAAGAGGGGUGGUGCCCGAUAUACUGCACUAGAUAAAUGGACCAACCAACUAAAUUCUCUCAACCAGGCUGUAGUCAGUAAACUGGCUUAACAAAGAACAAGCUUUUACAGACAUACUUAAGGCAACAGUGCAGAGAUGUAAUUCUUAAGAACUGGGAAUGGCAAAACUACUGUCGGUUGAUGUGUCCUGAAAAUUAUUGGAGUUAUGGCAGAAGUGCUUUUUUUGAUCAACUGGUUUGUGUUUUGCUGCUGCAUUUAUCCCAAGAAAAACAGCUUUAAUCUCCAGAAGAAAACCAAAAUGCCAUGGGAUUUAUGCUGUAUUGACAUCUUGCCCUAAACAUACAACAUCAUAGUAAUUUGUCAUGGGCAACAUGACCAGAGAGAAGAUUUUUGUCAUGAUUUUAAAUACACUGACAUGCUACUGUUGGUUAAAUUUAAACAUGUUUUACCUACAGAAAUUCUCUCACAAAUAACCUGCAAUAACUUGAAAUGCAUACCCUUUUGAACACUUCCUUUUCUCAUGUAUAAAUUAAAAUGUUUGCUGCAUUUUGCAAAAUGUCAAUUCUCCAAAAAUGUGUCCGUAUAUUUCUGUACCUGCAGUGUAGUAAAGGUUUAGAUGAAACCCCAUAAUUAUAGUGGCACACUGUCACUUAGGUUUCAAGCAGCAAAAUAAACAGUGCAGCUCAGAAAUUGUAGUUUGGUUCUUGAUGUUUUUAUUACACUUGGGGUUUUUGUUUUGGUUAUUAGUACCUUAGAAAUUUCAAAUUUUAUCGUCAGUUAACAAUUUUUAAAAACCUGAGAGCAAAUAAGUUAGUUGUUUGCUUUCAAGUUUUUAAAGUAAGUCUAUUGAGAAAGUAAGUAGAACUAGUUUCUAACAAAACAUUUGCAUAGCACUUACUUUAACAGUGAUGCUUUAAAGGAAUAAAAUUCUUUUUUUUUUAAGAAUGAUAUUCCUUUUUCAAAGAAUAAGUUCUAACUCUCAGAAUGUUCACUUUAAACAAAUAUGCCAGAACAUAGACAGCUAAAUGAAUGUUACUCUGCAUAGUGAUCAUACUGGAAAAUUAUUUCCUAAUUCCAGCUAUUUACCAUUGCUCAAAGUCUUGGAUUUUGCUCUUUUAGAAUUGCAUUCAUAGCUAAUUUAAGUCACACAAGCUAUUACACUUUGUUUGUUUGUUUGUUUGUUUGUUUUUAAAGUACUACCAAGAUUAAAUGUCUUAUAGUUACCAUUAUUUGGCACUGAAUAACUUUUGACCGUUUCUAAAAAUUAAAUCAACCUUUGAGGUAAUCUUAGAAAGUAUGCAACUAACUGGCUUUGGAGGCAAUCCCAAAAGAGUUUUAUAGGUAUUUUGAGCAGUGGUAACAUAGUUAAGAGAAUGAACUGUGGCCUUCCAAGGUGUCUACCUUAAAGGAUUCGCAGCUCAUUUGAAUGUAUUGAGAUUUGGAUUUAUUUGUUUCUUUUUUUAAAAAAAGUUCACAUUAUUUUAUAGUAUCAAAAGGAAGAAGUAAGAUUAAGAAAAUUUCUUUGGUUUUUCUAUUGCUUGUUAUUAUGUUAAAAGAAGUGAGUGGCAGUUCAGGAGGAAGACUGUUUGUUGUAACUGAAGAAUGACAACCAAGAAUUUUUGAUCAUUAAAUCAGAUUUUAUAAACAGUGGAAGGAGCAUGGACUUAAAACAAGGCAUGCUUAUUCGGUUUUGUCAAAAUUUUACGAAAAUAUGUGAUAUAUAUUUAUACUAAAACUAUAUAAUCCUUAGAUUUAGGAAAGCAAUCAGUUAAUGUCUUCAGCAGAUUAAAGCAGUAUUAAAUACAGGUGCAAGUUGGAAAUUGUAGAAAACGAAGAAAACAAAGGACAAAAUGUCUCUGGUAGGGAAUAAAAAAGUUUAAGAUAUAAAUUAUGUGUAUUUUCUUCUCUUUUACAUAAAUUUGUGAAAAGUGUGCUAAAAUUUUUUCACAGAAGUGAUUAUUAGGAUUUAUUUUUCAAUAUAAUUUGGAGACCGUUUGUUACCCAAAUAAACAUGACAAGUUUCUGUGCCUGUAUUCACAUAUGUAUGUGAUAACUCUGGGAGGGAAAGCCCUAUUUACUCUGAGUUGAUGGAAUUAGAAUUCAAAAGAUUAGAAUGAUAUGAUUUAACCCUUACUUUCUAACUCUUACAAUGCCCAGUCCCCCUGUGAUAUCUUUGCUGUGUUCAGUGGUGCAUUUUCCUGUUUCUAGAGGGAAAUCAUGCACUUGUUAUUCUUCAGGAAACUGGCUAAAUGUAUAACAAUAUCCAAAGUUACAUCAUAAUCUUUAAUGUGAUUGUAUGAAUCACAUAGUCUUUAAUAUUCCCUAGAUAGAGGCUUAAUCUUUUUUUUAAAUCAUUUGCCACAUUUGUUCUAGAAUACAGGUUUUUUAUAAUAUCUUAACAGUCUGACUAACAAUUUAUUUUUCCCUUCAAACAUUUUCUAUGUUCUUGUGCAUCAAAUCUUGUAGAGUUGAAAUCUUAAGAGAUUGCAUAACUAAAUUGAAGAGAAGUAAAAAAAUUGGCAUAAGUCUUUUCCUUUUGUGAAAACUGAAGGAACGAGUAGCUUACAUCAGAUUGUAAUGUGUUUAUCUCCUUUUUCUUUUUAAUCCCUAAACCUGGAUAAACUCCCUUCACAGCAUACUUUGGGUGCCACACAUACAUGCUAUCUGUUAUAAAAUCUGGAUUUCCAUUAUUCAUCCUAGCUCUUACUUUGAUUUUUAAAUUGUUAAUUAAAUAUUUUUCCUCCACA